This is a messenger RNA of Oncorhynchus kisutch (coho salmon), 1537 nucleotides long. RefSeq names its product dnaJ homolog subfamily C member 5. Gene Ontology annotation, biological process: regulation of synaptic vesicle cycle. The transcript has 5 exons. Lineage: Eukaryota; Metazoa; Chordata; Actinopteri; Salmoniformes; Salmonidae. Bases 257 to 859 code for a protein of 200 amino acids. The record is from RefSeq and is a predicted model, not a curated record. Gene Ontology annotation, cellular component: membrane; intracellular membrane-bounded organelle; presynapse.
AGAUCUAUUUGAGAUAGACAUACAGACAGUGGUGUUUCUAGUUUAGCUUGCUAGUUUGACGACAUGUUUUUUUUGAAUGAUUGUCAAAGCCAAACAAACUAGCAUGAACUGCUGCUUUGGGAUGCAAGUAUUAUAGUUAGCAACCUUUUCAAUACCACAAAUCGGACAUCAGCGGUGCACAAAUAUACGACUGGUGAGGUUGUGAGCAAACAAGGGAGAGUGUGUGUGAGAGAGAGAGACUGAAAGAGUGGUCGUCAUGGCAGCUGAGGCGCAGAGACAGCGGUCUCUGUCCACGUCAGGAGACUCGCUCUACCUGGUCCUGGGGAUCGACAAGAACGCCUCGCCGGAGGACAUCAAGAAGUCCUACAGGAAACUGGCCCUGAAGUUCCACCCAGACAAGAACCCAGACAACCCCGAGGCUGCUGAUAAGUUUAAGGAAAUCAACAGCGCCCACGCCAUCCUGAACGACUGUACCAAGAGGAACAUCUAUGACAAGUACGGAUCCCUGGGACUGUACGUGGCCGAGCAGUUUGGAGAGGAGAACGUCAACACCUACUUUGUCCUCUCCUCCUGGUGGGCUAAGGGCCUGUUCAUCUUUUGUGGCUUGGCGACUGGCUGCUACUUCUGCUGCUGCCUGUGCUGCUGCUGUAACUGCUGCUGUGGAAAGUGUAAACCGCGGCCUCCCAUGGACCAGGAACCAGAGUUCUACGUCUCCCCUGAAGACCUGGAGGCACAGAUGCAGUCUGACGAGAGAGACGUUGGUGGUGACCCCAUCAUGAUGCAGCCGUCUGGAACAGAGACCACCAGGCUGACGUCAGACAACCACUCCUCCUACCGGACCGACACCGGAUACAACUAAACCCCCUGUGCCCCUACACCGGAUACAACUAAACCCCCUGUACCCCUACACCGGAUACAACUAAACCCCCUGUGCCCCUACACCGGAUACAACUAAACCCCCUGUACCCCUACUCUCUACACCGGAUACAACUAAACCCCCUGUACCCCUACUCUCUACACAUGAUACAACUAAACCCCCUGUACCCCUACUCUCUACACCAGAUACAACUAAACCCCCUGUACCCCUACUCUCUACACCGGAUACAACUAAACCCCCUGUACCCCUACUCUCUACACCGGAUACAACUAAUCCCCCUGUACCCCUACUCUCUACACCUGCUACAACUAAACUCACCUAAACCGACACUCUGUACCCCUACCCUCUACACUCCAUUGCCCUACACCGCUAUCCUGCCCCUGAGAAGAAGAGUAGAGGACACAAUGGUGAGAGAGGGGAAGAUGGCAAGGAGGAUGAGGAGGUCACAUAUCUUUGGUAGAGAGUGCUCCAUCUGACAGAUUGAGAUUUUUUUUUUCAUGAAAGAAAUGCAAAGUAAUAUACAGUGGGGAGAACAAGUAUUUGAUACACUGCCGAUUUUGCAGGUUUUCCUACUUACAAAGCAUGUAGAGGUCUGUAAUUUUUUAUCACAGGUACACUUCAACUGUGAGAGACGGAAUCUAAAAUAAAAAUCCAGAAAAU